CUUGUAGAACUCCUUUCAGCAUUUUUUGUAAGGCAGGUAUGGUGGUGAUGAACUCCAGCUUUUGUUUGCCUGGGAGCAUCUUAACCUUUCUUUCAUUUCUGAAGGACAACUUUGCCAGCCGCUCACUGCCCUGAGCUCACAACUCGGUAUUCUGGAUGGGGCCAGAGAAAUGGGCCUCACUGGCAGCGUCCCACACAGCUGGUGAAGCCAAGCGCUCACAUGUUCUCAUGUUCCCCUGCAGGAGAAAUCACUGGGCAAGAAGGGCUCUCUUGGCACUGAGCCCUGCCCCCUUGUGGGAGAGAUGCGAGCUGGAACUUCUCUGCUGGACUCUGCAGUUGCACAAAAGCACUCUUCUCGGGCAACUUUACUUUGAUGAUUUUCAAGGAAGCUGGGCUACGAAGUGGCAGAAGUCUCUAGGAAGCAGGAUGUCAGUGCCUCUGGGGAAACAGGUCUUUUUUACCGGCAUGGCGGCUAGCGGGGGCUGCGCCCUUUUGUACUACCUGAUACAGAAAACUUUUUCCAGGGCUUCCUAUUACCAGUUGGCGUUGGAGCAUCUGCACAGCCACCCUGAGGCACUGGAAGCUCUGGGCACUCCUCUCAACGUUCACUAUCUCCGACUCACCGACAAGUACAACUUCGUGGACAUUGCUGAUGCAAAGUUGAAGAUUCCUGUCUCUGGACCCAAGUCAGAGGGCUAUCUCUAUGUCACCUCAUCCAGAGAUGCCCCCUUUAAGAGGUGGAACCUUCAGGAGGUCUUCUUAGAGCUCAAGGAUGGCCAGCAGAUUCCCCUGUUCAAGCCCAGUGGGGAGAACAGCAAUGAGCUGAAAAAGGAGUGAAGGUGAUCAGCCCGUCCUAGCCCGGCCUCCCUCCUCACCAUGUGCGCCCCGUGGCUGCAGGCCAGCCCCCAGCCCGGGCUGGCUGCACGUGUGGGCAUACAGUGAUCUCAGGAUCAUUCUCAUUUGACCACAGUGACCCCUGCUGAAGUUUUUAAUUUCAUCAGAAAGCUACUAUAAUUUAUAAGAAUUUGAAAGUUCUCUAUAUAGAAGCAAAGCACAGAAUUAAAGGGAUCAGUAUUAAUAAUGUUGAUUUCUCAUCUCUUCUCUCCCCUACCCCAGUUUUCAGCCCUAUCAAUGAGGAGGUUUUAGGUUUUAUUAGUCUUGCAAGGGGACAAAAGACCUUCCUUCCCGCUGAGCGCCAGAGCCUACAAAAUCCAGAAACCUGCCAGCUUUGCUUUGCAAAGGCCAGUCUAACCCCCUCAGUAUUACUAGGCUUAAUGCAGGUGUAGUAAAGGACAUUCAUGAGCUCCUUUACUGUAUUCUUAAUAUUCAUUGGAGGGGAGCCUCUCAGAAAAGAUUAAGCUUAAAUAUGCCAGUACAGGCCUUUCAUUGUUAGAAGUUAUUUCCGUUCUGUAAUUUCUUUCUUUAAAAAAUAUGCUCUUUGAAUAGAUCAUGAAGUGAAAAAGUUCUUUCCCCGAGAGCUUUUGUUGAUAAAUAUUACGAUCUGUACAGUCUUUCUUGUGCUGCUUUAUUCUUUAAUCAUCAUGUACCGUUCUGUUGUGUACAUGUCACUUUAUAUAGUGCCUCACACCUGACUGUUCUAUAACAGCUUUUACUUACUUUCAGUGUUGUUUGCCGGAUUUUUUCCUGCUGUGGCCAAGCCACAGAAAACCAGGGCCUGAGUGGACCAUCUGUUCUGAAGUAAAAGCAAGUAAGUUUUUGUGUACAAUUUGUAUGAAGAGGCUUUCCUAACCCAACUGACAGGAAAUAGUAUGUAGUGAAAAGAUCCUUGAUUUCUGUUUCAAAGUCACCAUCUUGGGUAUUAUUUCCAGUUAAGCAUAUUUCCGUGGACUUCUUAAUGCCUUUAUGGUUGAUUGAUUGUGAACGGGCCGGAACCCGGUCCUUGCAAUAGACAUUGUCCUUUCUUUCCUUGAAGUAAUGCUGUAUACCUGUAGCCCGCUACUUCCUGUGUGUCCAGUGAUCAGAUCACUGUGAUUCAGCCGUGGACUCCCAGUAAUGACCUGGAAGACAUCUUGGAGGAUGCACAAUCAUCAGGGGCAAAGGAGACUUUUCACUGAGCAAAAGUGCUCCCAGCACACCCCAGGAGUGAGCCCAGUGGUGACUGGAGAAAGACUGUAAGGAUUAUAGAUUUAGGAAGACUGCAGAAGAGCGAUCACAGCCAACAAAUGGCAGUAGGACUCCCACGCGCCUUUACUAAGAUGCUGUGUGGUGUCUGCUCACAAGCGGCUUACGUAAUACUGGACUAGAAGAGUUCCAAGCAGCAGCGCUAAAACGAGGUAGGAGAGAGACCAAGUAGGAGGAAUCCAGGAGGCCAGUCAGGUCACUCCUUCCUCUUGGUGGACUGGUGACCUCAUGGGCUUAUUUCAGACGUGAUGGAGACUGCCUUGCAAAUAGAAAAAACAUGAAAACAGGCCUCAGCAGGGGAGGUGUGAGCUAUGCUCCAGAAAGAAGAUCUGCCAUUUGGCCAGUGUAUAGGUUAGCUGAAGAUACAGUAAAAGCAAGCCCUGGACAGGUGAGGUGACCAGAGCAUGAAUGCCAGCAUUAGCAUUUUGCAUUGAGCUUGUAGCCCUCAGGUUCUGGAGUAAGUAUAUGAUUCUACUGUUAAUGACGGUUUAAGAGACUGUGCUGAAUUAUACUGACAAGACCUGUACGACUUUCAAAUAAAUCAGAGAUUUUAUUGUCAUUUAUCCCAUUUUUCAAGAUUUGGCUUCCCCCUGCUUCUCUUUCUUCCAACCGUUCCCCAUUCACCAAUCCAGGGAUUUAGUAAUACCUGAAGAGACAGGUUCUACUACUCCCAGUUUUGGUGAAGUUGCAUUCAGCAAAGAUGAAGCUAAACUGAAUGAAUGACACCCACCUGAAGCAGCCAGCACUGCGCCGACGGUGGCCUCUGGCACAGCAGGAAGGCCAGGGCGAUGCUCUGUCGACAGCAGCUCCACAGGGCUUUCUGAAGGCUGCUUGACUCUGCUGUUUUCAGUUUGUCCGUAUGAAUAAAUACUUACCAAUCGCUGGUCUUACAGGCGAGGCAGCGUUUAUACUGCUUGUUGGGAGGCUUGGGCAAAAGAUGCUGUAUCCACAGGAGGCCCCAUGAAGGGGUUGGGGGGCGUUCAAGGAGGAGGUGAGAGGGUGAUGAUGGGAAAAGCCUCCAGCCUCCACCCACGGGAAGAGCCUCUCCUCCUCGGUAACCUGUCCACCAUCCAGGCUUGUCUUUCUGCCGACUCUAGCAGUUGCUCAGUUCAAAGCGCUGUCAGGAACGUGUACAGAAAAGCUGACGUUUUACGAUCCAGGGUUCAAAAGUGGGAGUUGAAAAUAUUAGAAACAUGCCUCUGUAUCAUAGAUCACAUUUCAUUUAAUAAUGAAAGGCAUUUAAUAUACCAUUAGAAGAAGUAAUGGAGAGCAGACAAUACUUACUUAAAAUAGCAAAAAGCAAACCAAAACAAAAACUACUUAGGAAAAAGUGAGCAAGAAAUCUGCAAAACUUACAUGAGAGGUCUAAAACACACUACUGAAAGGUACAAAUGUAGAACUGGACAAAGGGAAAGACACACCAUGUUCUUGGAUGGCAAGAUUCUUCAUCAUAAAGAUGUCAGUUCUCCCUGAGUUAAAUUUAAUGUGAUUUUUAAAAGUUAGACAAGCUAAUUAAUUGUAAAUUCCUUUGGAAGAAGAAAUAAGCAAAGAUAGCUAGGAAAUCACUGCAAAGGAAGAGUAAGGAAGGGGGGGCUAGUCUUACAGACAUUAAAACAUAUUUGUAAAUAAAAUAAUGAAGUGCUGGCACAUGAAGAGACAAUGCAAUUGAAAAUAUAGACAUGCAUAUGGAAAUCUGGUUAUGGUAAAGCAGCAUCUAAAUCAGGGAGGGGAGAGGAAGACAUUUGAAAACUGAUGUUGGAACAACCUGAUAGCCAUAUGCAAAAAGAUGAAAUGGGAUCAACUGCUCACCAUACAUUCCAAUUGGAUCAAAAGAUCUAAAUGUAAAAAUGAAACCAUCUAAGCACUAGCAGAAAAAUAUGGGUGAAUUCUUUUAUAACCCAGAAGUGGAGAAACUCACCUAACCAUGAUUCGUUAUAGAAUAAGGAAAACUGUAUAAAAACAAAUUUCUGCAUGUCUAAAAAUACCAAAAGCAAAGCGAAAAGCAAAUGGUAAAUGGGAAAAUAUUUAGAAUUUAAAUCACAAAAGUUAAUAUCCUUAAUUUCUAAAGCGUGAAAGUUGAGAAAACAGUAACCCAGUAGAAAAAUGGGCAAAAGAUACUAUGUAUUCACAGAAAAGAAAUGCAAGUGACUCAAACACACUAAAAAAAAAGGGUCAACCUCCCUCUUAAAAAGAAUAUAAAUUCAAACUACAGGAAGAUACCAUUUUUCUUCUAGCAAAUUGGCAAUAAUCCCUAAAUUUGAGAACCUGUUUUCUCAAAAGGCUGUGGGGAAAUAGGCAUUUUUAAAUUGCUGGUGUAAAGACAAAAUGAAACAACACCUGUGGGAGGGAAUUUGACAAUAUCUAGAAAAAUGUCACGUACACUUACCAUUCUAUUCAGCAAUCCCACAUCUAAGAUUUUAUCCCAAAGUAGGCUGGCAAAAAAUACAAAAUGCCAUUUAUGUAAGGUUAUUUAAUGCAACACUAUUUGUAACAGCAAAAAACUGUAAACAACCCAGGUACAACCCAAGUCUCCAUCGAUAGAGAAUGGGUUAAAUAAACUGACUUCUAUACAGUUGAGGAGUCUGUACUUGUGAAAAGGAAUUUUAUAUAUGCAUGUGUAUAUGUAUGCAUAUGUUAGCUUCUACUUUCAAAAAGAAACAACGGAAGAAUAACUAAAAUCAAUACAAGUAGUUAUCUUUGGGGAAGUAAACAAAUGGCCAGGGGACAUAAGUAGGAAACAGGGAUGGAAGCUGUACUUUCCUGAAUGUACCUUGUUUUACACUUUUAAAUUUGAAAUCAUGCUGUUUUGUUUUUACAUAAUUUAAAAAUAAAAUCAAAGAAAAAAAUCUUUAAAAUACUUCUUAAAAUAUUGAAACAAAUGAACCACACAGAGAAGAAAUAUUUCAAGUGACUUUCAAACAGUUCUGACUCAACAUCCUUGGUGGGAUAUAUCCUCAUGGCAAAAAGGAACCUCAAGAAAUUUUAAACUACAUUCAGUGGUCUAGUGUUAGUGCCCACGCGCGCGCACACACACACACACACACACACACACUCACUCACUGGAGACUUCCUCCUUCCCAUACUUGUCACUCCUUCUCCAACAGAGAGAAACCUGGCUCUCAUAAUCCGAGGUGUAUUUACUAAUUUGCUUAAAUCUAAAAUACACAGAAGGGAGUUCUCCUACUGUCAACUUUAAAAAGCAAAAGCCCCCAGGAGGGACAAGAUGGAGUAGACACACGUUUAAGCACAGCUAAAACCCUAGACAUUUAUCAAAUAAACAUACUGAAAAAUGAAAAGAAGGCAGAUUGGCUGAGGACCUUGGGACCCAAGUGAUAAAAGCAGUGAGUUCCCUGGGCUUUCUUUUGCCUCAUAUGUCCCAGACUAGGUGCUGGUGAAACCAGCAGCCUAGAAACACCAAUGGCUACAACAACAAAAGCCAAGAAAAGCCUGCUUUCUCAAGCUAAAUAACUUUCACACAGUAAUCGCCCUAUUCUAGCCAGACACCAUGGAAAAAAACAUGGCCCCAACCCUACCCUAGCCUGUCAACAAAGGCCAGGUGGAGAGCCAAGACUUGCUCCCCUUACUCAGCUAGAACGAGGCCUUCCCCGCCUGCCCCUUUGGCCCCCGUCCUCUGCAGGGUGUGGUGGCAGAGAAGGCCCAGGGGAGCUACGCCCGCCUUUCCUGCCCGCUGAUACUCCCACCCCCCGCGGCAUCAGUGGAGCCCCUAUUCUUCAGUGGGAAGCCGUAAGGAGGUACCCCUCCCCCUGCCUCGGUGUCAGAAGAGGCCAAGUGGUGAGCCUAGACCUUCACCCCCAACUGGCAGCAGUGAGGAGGCAGUGUACAUAUCCCCGCUUCACCCACCGGUAUGGCGGUGUCAGAAAAAGCCUGCUUUUAAAACAGAAGAUUUAGACAAGAUCCAGAAUCCCGCGACAUAAAACCAGACGUCCGAUACACAAUAGAAAACCACGCUUUUAUACCAAGAACCAGGAAAAUCUGAACUUGAAGAAAUCAGGAACUUGAAGAUAAAAUAGAAAUUACCCAAUCUGAGCAGAGAAAACAGACCGACAAUAAUACCUGUGGUUCUAUAACAAAAAAAUCUAGCAUUCAUGUCAUUGGAGUCCCAGGAGAAGAGAAAGGUGGGGCUGAAAAAAGCAUUUGAAAGAAUUAACGUCUGAAAAGUUUCCAAAUUUGGCAAAAGACAUAAACCUAUAUAUUUAAGAAGCCGAGUGGAACCCAAACAACGUAAACCUGAAGAAAUCUAUGAUAACACAAACUUCUGAAAACUAAAGGCAAAGAAAAAAGCUUGAGAGCAGCAAGGCAGAAAUACCACCUUACCUAUAGGGGAAAGACAAUUCAGAUGAUAGCUGUCUCCUCAUAAACCGUGGAGGCCAGAAAAAUGGCACAAAAGUUUUCAAGUUCUAAAAGAACUGUCAACUCUGAAUUCUGCAUCUGAUAAAAUUAUUCUUCAGGAAUGAAGGAAAAAUAAAGACUUUCCAGAUGAUGGAAAACAAAAAGAAUUUGCUUGAAUAGACCUCCCUUAAAAGAAUGACAAAAGGAAGUUCUUGAAACAGAAAAUGUUGAGAAAAAAAAGUCUUGGAACAUCAGGAAAGAAGAACAGUGGAAAGAGCAGAAACAUGAGUGAAUAUGAUCGACUUUACUUCUCCUCUUGAGUUAUCUCAGGAAUUGUUUGGUGGUAGAAACAAAACGUAUAACGUUGUCUGAUGUACUAUUUACCUGAACUGGUAAAAAUGUUGACACAACCCAUCUUUGUUGCUAUGAAAUAGUUCUGUAUCUAAAUUGUGGUUACAGGAAACUACAUGUGAUAGAAUGGCAUAGAACUAUACACACGCACUGCUUGGAUGUCAAUCUCCUGGUUUUAGCACUUUACUACAACUACACAAGAUGCGUCUGUACUACUAUCUUUCCAACUCCUUCUAAGUCUAAAAACUUUGUAUUUUGAACUAAUUAAGGUAUAGGACAAGGACACUGAAUAUGCUCCUUUGAAAGGGGCAAGAUGAGGUGAUAAUCCUUCCCUCCUGAAUAAUCUCCAGCUCUCUGAGGAUUAAACAUCUCUCUUCCUAAAUAUCUUUUUUUUUUUUUC
Molecule: messenger RNA, 7242 nt
Organism: Delphinapterus leucas (beluga whale)
Lineage: Eukaryota; Metazoa; Chordata; Mammalia; Artiodactyla; Monodontidae
Source: RefSeq, a predicted model, not a curated record